This is a messenger RNA of Pelobates cultripes (western spadefoot toad), 14771 nucleotides long. The record is from the annotation of a GenBank genome assembly. NCBI's taxonomy places the organism in Eukaryota, Metazoa, Chordata, Amphibia, Anura, Pelobatidae.
CAGUAGAAUAGCAAGUGAGGUGGAGCUGAUCUGCCGCUCAUGCUGAAUGUUGGAGAGAGUUUCUUUGUAAAAGAAGAGACGGAUCUUUUAAGCACUGAGUUCAAUGAUAACCCCGGGACAUGCUAUUUCUAUGCACCAAUAACAAUACAGACUGGUCAACUGCUGGGACUAUUCAUUGCCAUCUGGGAGCUAACAUCAGUAGGGUCUGAAUCUCUCCCUUACUUUAGGUAAGUGAUCGCGAAUGGUAUAUAUAAUAUUCCUCAAUCGCUAGUUUAGGGUGACCAUGUAGGUGUCCCCAGUUACAGGGGAUGGAGAAUAUUAGCAGGAGCAGUGCAGAGGAGGCAAUGAAGAUUCCAGGAGGGUUCACGAUCGACGUGUCUAGCGUUUUUAGAAAGGUUCUAUAUCAUUAAAUGUAUCAAGGUAUUGACAAUGCAAGGCAAUGUGUUUAAACAACAAACUUUGAAAUCAGGACUAUGGUUUGAAUGCACUUACUAUUGAGGACCGUUUGGCUUAUGGUGAACCUAACGUUUCUGGAAUUGAACCAUAUCUGAAUAAAGUAGUUGGAGCGGGUCAGAUGCAGUUCCAGCUAAAUGGCAGAGUUUUUGUAACGUACAUGGGUUAGGUGACCUUUGCAUUAUAAUGAUUUGGUACGGAUAGUGUAGCAUUCCAUUAGUGACUGGCAGGGUCACAGAGUCUAUGUGUAAAAGGAGCUCAUUUGUUUAGGGGUGGCAGAUCUCAGACGAUGCCCAAUAGUUCCUAACCGGCUGGUCAGACAAGAGUUAAUGAGAACAAAAUACCCCAAUGCACAUAGAGUGUCUGCCAGUGUAAAUUAAAGGCUGGUAUCGUGGUCUGAGGAAAGCAUGUAGUUGUUCCCUCAGAAUGGAUUGAAAUUAUAAGGUACAAACAGUUGACAUCAGUUAUGUUUAACCCUUUAUGUUUCCAUGUUGUUAGCAAUGUUGUCUUGCCUUGCACACCCAGUGUUCCCAAAGGGAUACAUUAUUCUGUAGGCUUUGACAUUUAGCAAGUUUAAGUCACAUUUACAGUUUUCUUAUAUAUUUUUUUGUUUUAUUUCUUUCAUCAGUAGCUGAAUGCAAAGGGUUAAUACAGAUGAUCAUUCAUUUCCUGUGAAGAGGUAACAUAUAUGAGGUUUACAUAUACACAAGAAAAAAAAGUUAAAAAGAUGCAAACAAAUAUCUAGUGAAUAAGUUAUGAUUCUAAAAUAUGUGCAACAUUUUGUGGAAAAAGCAACAACUAUGAAGUGCAAUAGCUCAUAAAACAAUAUAAUAUAAUAAAUAAAGGUGAGCUGUGCCUUUAAAACAGUAUUUAAAAUAUCAAAUAAUUAUGUGCAAUUUAAAAAAAGUUUAAUUUAACAGAGCCAAUAGGAAUUUGCAAAACAAAUACUAUACUAGGUUCAUGCAGCCCGACAUCUGCUCUCCUAGCUUCAAUAAAACUUUAGCAGUGGUCAGUUAUCUAAUAUUUUCUAAAUGAAAACAAGUGGAUACAUAAAACAACUUAAGAUGCUGCAGUCGUUGCAUAUUUAGUAGCUCAGAAUGCAGUAAGCACUUAAAAUCAGAAUCUUAAACUAUUCCGCUUGAGUACACUUGGGUUGGUCUCAGCUGUGAACAAAUCCACUUUGUACCAAAGCAGCCAGCAUUGAGCCCAUGCUGAUUUCUGUGGGAGCUGCAUUGAACUUUAGGAGAUGAACCAUACAGAGGAUUUGGCAUAGCAACAUAAUUUAAGUUUAGAAGUUGUUAACUUUGCUGGAAUUUAGUAGAUCACCUUAGUGAUAAUUAUUUCUGUAUCUGAGAUGUACAAAAUCUCCAUUACACCCGUAGAAUAUUGAAAUGAAAGAGUUUAUAGUUAUCUAACCCCAAAUUAUAACAAAUUAAAUUCGUAAUUGCAAAAUGUAGGCAAACAUAGCUGCUUUAGAAAAUUUCCACUCUGCUGUGGUCACACUUGGCUACUGUUUCCUUACCCUUUGCAUCUCAGUUUUCAAUUUGCUCAAAUUUGGAGUUUAUUAAAUCUAAUCAAUUCAUCAUUUUUUUUAAAUUAGAUAACUCAAUGGCAGACAUAAGCAGGCAAUUACACAUUAGAAUGUCUUCAUUUUAUCAAUAUAAAACUGUUUGUGCAGAUAGUGUAUAAGUGGUACUACGAUUGCGUUAUCUACUUGGAUAAAUAUCAGUUCCACAUGCUGAUGGGCAGCCCAUGAAAAUAUUAAAGACAAUUCACUUUGAUUAUAAAUGUAAAUGUUAUUCACUUAAUGGCAGCACUUUUUAUGUAUUGUCCAUACACAUUAAAAGAAUGAUGUGUCCAGGAAAAUAUGGUGGCUAUGGCGAUUAAUGGGGAACUGAAGUCUUAAAGAAUGCUAUUGUCACAUCAUGGAACUUAAAAUUCCCCUUCAGCUUUUUCUGAUACAGAUCGGACCUUUCAGAAUGUUUAUAAAUAUAGUCACAUGGAACAAAAAUCUACUUAUAGAUUCUUGGGAAAUAAGACAACAUAAUAUUUUUGCCUGAGAGAACAUAGUGUGAUUAUGUUACAUUAAGAAAAUUGUGUCUGAAAAAGAUCCUUUAAAACCAGCAGAUUGACAUUUUUAUAAGGUUAGGCUUGUCUGCAAGAGAGUAUUAUUUACAUUACCGAAUGUUUGUCUUUAAGCACAGACUCUGUAAUCCUUCAGCUAUUGUGAUACACACUCAUUGUGCAAGUUUUAUGGUUCUGUAUUUAGAGUCAAAAUACUAAGAGCUCAAAGAAUCUCAAAGGGUUACAUGUUUAACCUAAAUUCAUAUCUACCCUGCUCUCAAUUGCAAGAACAGCUGUCACCUUAACAUGGAUGCAUAGCUAUAAAUUGAGUAACAUAUAAAUUAUCUCUUUGUUCGGUGACCUCACUUUAGAUCACUUUUCAGUGGGUGUUAUUCACUAAAUCACGGAUUGUUAAGAAACUACUAGACAGCUGCGAGUUGUAGGCCAAAAUAGCUAAGUAAGAAAAACAAAAGGGUUUAGAGAAUGUUUCCAAUUAUGGUCUAUAAUUUGCAGCUCCCUAUUCAAUUCCCAGUUUAGUAUAGAACUAUGAGUAUCUGUUUGCCUUCUUCAAUUUACCCAGGCUCCAACUCAAAGCAGUCUAACAAAACAGAACUGAGCAUUAAGUUCAAAGUUUAUGUAAACAAACCAUGUUGGCCAUUUUGUAGGCCUCCAUGUUUGCAAUGCACCAGUUAGUCCAGGUGAUGGGCUGUUUACAUAAGUCUGUUUAAAAGGACACCCACCACUUCUAUUAACAAUACUUUUGCUUAGAGGAAUAUAAAUCGGCCUCCCACUAAGGGAUAUGAAAUGAGAGCUACAGACGAAACAUAAUGGCAAAUGUUAUGCACAUAGCAAUGCAAAGCAAUGGGCAGGGAUGAGGAGGUGGGGCACAUAAGACAUAAGAUGAAAUUACACAUAAAUUGGCAUGCUGAGUUAAACUGAAAAAAGAUAGCUACAUGAUGCAUAGAAAAAACAAACAGGCAAGCAUGUCUGUAACAUAGGUAUAGAAGGCACGUAAAACUACAGAGGGUAAGUUGCCCAUAAGAAGGAAAAGGGAACAUAUGUUAUGGGUCAACAAGAUAGACAGAAGAGGCAAGAAAGGACCCCACAAGGGAGAGUAGUUUUUUGUUUUUUUUUAUUUUGAAACUUGUGUUUCUAAGUAUAAAUGUUUAGCUAAAAUCUUAAAAAUUGUUUUAGUUCACUUGAUGAAUAGAACUGACCCUUUUCAUGGUUCAGUUUUCAAUACAUUUUCUCAUUUUAUUCUAUUCGUGGGAAUUAUGAAUUGCCAAAAGAAUGCAAUAAUGUAGGUUCAAAACAUCAAUAACACCAAGUACAAUCACUGGCCUGCAGCCUACCUGCGGUAAAACCAGGUUGUCUAAACAGAAAACGGCUUUGCUUUAACUUGAUCUGAGCUAGGUGACAUCAGCUGAACUGUGUUUAAAUUAAAAUCUGGGGGGAUCAGUUUACUAAAUGCUAACCAAACAGCAGUCAAGCUUGUCACAUUUGUACUGUUUUAACCCAUGCAUCUAUUCACAAAGCACAAAUCCUGUUAUUUCUACCACAUUUACAUAUAUAGCAUUAAAUCAUGUGUGCUAUCCCAAAUCGCUAUACACAUUUAAAGGGACACUGUAGGAACCCAGAUCCCUUCAGCUUAUUGAAAUGGUGUGGGUGCACUGUACCUUUUGCGCUUAGUGCUGCAAUGCGGUAGUGCCAGGAAUACAGCUUUGUAUUCCUGGCACUACAGAAUCUUUUUAGAUAACUGGAAUUUUUUUUUGUUUCAUUCCAAUGGCCAUUUAAGUGUAAGAGCUCACCUGUCACGUUAAGGCAAAACAUCUUAGUGAGUUCUACGCUAACAAUUCACCUUGUUGCUUUCAGCUAAAAUGCUAAAUCACUUAUGAGGCAGAGAGGGGUAUUUUUGUAAACCCCUACAUACUUAUUUACCUUUAAUAAGGAACACAUGGGCUGGGCAGCAGCAUUGUAGCAUGGCUGUGUGAUUCAAAAGAAAAUACAAUACAUAAAAACUCACCUAAAAGGUUUUGCCUUGACGUGGCAGGUGAGCUUAAACUUUAAUGGCCAUUGGAGCGCUACUAAAACCCUGUCAGUUAGUUAAAUGUCCAUAGGAAUUCGCAUAGUAUACAAGUAUUAAUUUUAUUGUUAUUCUAUGUAUUGGAGUUGAUGUGUACUAUAGUAAUUGCUGCCACCCAGGAGUAGUGGGAGUUUGAGCACACGUCUUAAUUUUGUAUACUUGUAUAUACCUAUAUGUAUAUAGGUGCAGUUUGGUAGUGUUUUUGAAAACAGCUGAAUCUCUGUAAAAUAUGGGGGAGUCGGCUCUCCACAUACAACCUAAUUAACUUAAUUUGCUAGUUCCAAUUGCCCUGAUACAGACCAUGAGAAUUGCAAGUAAAACUCUAAGUAUCCUAAUCCUAAGUCACCCUAGUGCUAACCCUUUAACCCCUUCACUACACAAAUCAUGUAUAAAUGAUUUUUAUGGUAUGUUCUCAUGUCCAAGAAUCUUGUAUACAUAAUGUUAACUAUUGAAAUUGUAAUUUGUUUAUUGUGUGCAAUUGCUUUCCAUAUAGCAGGGCCAGCACGACCAUGUUAGCGACAGCUCUGCUGUGAUCCCUAACAGCUGUACAGGCUGUGGGAUCUAUAGCUUGCCCUGUCCAGAACUGCUCUAACUGAGCAUAGAUAGGGAUCUGCACCCAGCCAGAGGUUCAGACUUGUACUGACAGUCCAUUUUAUCCACAGGGUCCAAUUGCCUCAUCUAAUCCCAAUAGGUAAGCAGGAGGGGGACAACAGUAAAGUAAAAUUGUGGGAAGGCUGGACACAGAUACACAGCCUCCUCACACACAGUUACACCAGUCUCUGUGCCAUGCUCACCCUGUCACACUAAUUCUGUGAUGGUCACCCUGUCACAGUCAUCUCUCCCACAGACACCCUCAAAUACACACAGUGACACUUAUAAACAGUCAUCCCCAGCAGACAGUUAACUUUAGACACACACAAUAAGCCUCCUACAUAAAAAGUAACUCCUCACCAUAAACAUAAAAUGCAUAUCAAGCCCACAACCAGCCUCCCAUACAUAUGCUCCAAGACACAGUGAUACGCAUGCUCACAGAUAAAAGAUUUACACAGACACACACAGACGUAUUGAUAAACACUGACAGACUCACUCAGACACACUAGGUAAGCAAUACAUACAGCCAGACAUGCAAUGUGACUUUGUGUUUAUAGCUGUCAAUGUGUGUGUGUCAUGAUGUUUUUCAGUGUGCUUCUGUGUAUGUUUUUGUUUUGAGUUCUGUCUAGCUAAAUUAUUUGUUUUUGUUUACGUUAAACGAUGUGCUAUCAAUGCAUACUGUAUUGAAAAACCCACUUAAACAUUCCUUUCCAGGACACCCAAAAUACUCCUGGUGGUGUUUUUUUCACAAGCCACGUGGCAGUGGAGGUUACAUUAUAAGUGUAUAUUAUUAUGCUUACCACUUGACAAAGUGCCAUUUUUAUUUCUGAGAAAAGUUACCAGCACUGUCAUAACCUAUAAUGAAAUAUCUUGUUUUUCCUUGUUCCAUCUUAUUUUGUAACUUUCCAGAUGCAUAUAUUUUUUUUUCCCUUUGCUGUUUAUUUUGUUAUUAAUAAUUCAUUAACAUUAAGUAUAAUACUUAGUGAUUCUACAUUGGUUUUGCAAUGUUAUUUUAUUUUAACAAAGAUUAUCUCGAAAACAUAUAAAGCAUAGAGGUUGUGUUUUCUACAUUCUCAUGGACAAAAAAUGUAAUUAUUUCUAAAACACACUCCACCAUUUUUCAAAAUAACCCCUUAUAGGUGUAUUGGUAGUAUACGUUUUAGUAUUUUCUUUCUAUUGUUUAAACUGCUUCAGAUCAUUGGAGGUUAUGUAUAAAACGCAUGGUGCUAUAUUUUUAGGCUGGUUUCCGUCUUCUGAGAUUGUUUUCCCAUUCCAUUUUGCUUCCUUUUUAAUGUUCCACCUAAAAAGUCACUUACAAUAUAUAAAAAAGAGCCACAAAUGUGUGCCUUUACUUUCAGAAAAACAGUGGUGGUUUUCUAAGACAAGUAUGCAACUUCUCCUUUGUGUCUAAUUGUUUUUUGUUUUUUUUGUUUUUUUAAUCAGUUUUAAUAUUUCUGAUUCAUCUUAUUUUAAGAAUGCAUUCUAUGGAAUAAAGGAAUAAAGAGUGCUUUACUACAGAAAAGGUAGAAUAAGAGGCACUAAUAUAUAUAUAUAGGAUGGAGUAUCACUUGUAUGCACACAAACUGACCCAAAUGUAAAAGCAUAGGCAACUUUUUAUUAUCUUGGCACCUUUUCAGCUAUCUGAAUUAGCCAUUAUGGAGACAAAGGAUAAGUGAGCACAAGUGAAUUUGACAAAACACUUCCACACAAGCAUAGCAAACUCAAAAUCACCAAAACAAUGGAGUGGAAUUAAUGAUUAUAAAGAAGAUUAUUGAAGGAGGCAGAUGUUCAUUAAAAAACGUUUGGGCAAGGUGCAGUGAGAGCAGUAAAAACACCCAAUUUAUUUUCCCAUGUUUACUAUGCCUGGAUCUGUAUGAAGCAACAUUGAAAUGCGCAAUACGAUACACUGUGGCCUGGGUAUUGUACCUGUAACGACUGGAUUUCCAGAUCCACUAAGUUUUCCUAGGUACAUAUCAAUUAUCCGUGCUGUGACUACUUAUACUGCAGAAAAGUCGUUUGCUGCAGUGCUAUAGGAGGGGUCAAAAAUAAAUUGUAUGGAUCAACAAAAAGAUCUUCCUUCUACAGCAUAUGAAUUCUACUAACUGUAGAAUUACUUGAAGUGCCUCACUUAAAAUGACUUGAAGUGCCUCCAAAUAAUUGGAUAGGUUAACAGUUGUUUUUCAACUGGUCAAUACAAGUACCUAGUUAAGCAGAACUCCUGCUUGUUCAAAGAUUCCGACCAACUCCUUUCAUUCCUAUACCAACAUAGUGAAGCAUGUAAAGCAGGACAUAGAUGGGUGAAAAUAGAAGGGGUGAGUCAGCACGGCUGAAAGAGAAGGAUUCGGGUCUGCCUGAAUAAGAGGCAUGUUAGCUAGGCAUGAAUACAUGCCAGUAUGACCUCCAUAAGAACACUGUUACAGCACAACAUUCUAGUGCCCGUACUGUAGUGCAGACAUGUCUAAUGAUAUACUCACACUACAUUUUAGGGGAAAGUUCCCUUGUGUCUUGAAAAGCAGAAUACUAGGGAACAUGCGUGGGAGAGCAGGACAAGAUCCUGUCAGAUUUGGGACAAUUGGUUUGCCUCGAUUCCCAAUCAUAACUACAUUAGUCAAGGAAGAGACAUCUGUUACCAAACCCGUAUUGUCAAGCUACACAUCAUUUCUAGAAAAAUAAAAGCCCAAUUAUAUAAUGCAUGUAUGGGCAAUGUGUGUGUGUAUGUAAAAUGUAGAUCAACUUUUCAGGCCCCAUCCAGGAAUUUCAUUAGGAUCAGGAAUAUAUAUAUAUACAUACACACAAUCAUACACACACAUACACGCACGCACACAAACACACACCAAGAGUAUUACAUGGACAUUGCCUUACACAGGAGUGCAAAGUUUUAAUUAAAGAGAGCAUUAAAUUGCGGUCAUUACUGAAAGUGUGGUCAGACUGGAAUUUGCUUUUAGAGGAAAUGGUGACGGAAAAUUCACCAGGGGAAUUUAAGAUGAAACAAGAUAGGUUGCUUGAGAAAAUUCACAGGGCUAUAGGAAUCUGUAGGUCACGUUAAGGUUCUGUAUCAAUAAACACAUUACCCUGAGGAAAGGGGCCAUUAACAUCCUACAGAAAUCUGCACAUUUGGUAUUACUUUGGAAAAUCGUUCUAGUUUAAUGUUGAUAUGCUACGUGUAGUUAAAAAUACACAGUUUCCACGUUCAUAUGACUGCAAUUACCAAACUAUUUGUUAAGAAUUCCAAUCCAUCAAUAGCAUGCGUAAUAAAACAGUCAUAGAACAUUGUUGUUUUCCGGAAGACUGUGUUCAAUAAACUAGUUCUGCAUUUAAGGUCUAGAAUUAAGAACAGUCAUAUAUAUAAUAUUGGUGUGUGUAUUCUAUAUGCACGGUGGCAAGAAAGCGGAUACAUUUCUACCAAAAAAAUAGCUUUCAGACAAAGUGACAUUUUGCAUAAAUAUAUUCAUUAGAUAUAAGUAAACAUUACUUACUAAUACAAGACUGUUUUGAUUUUCUCCAACAUUUGAGUAAAUUUUCAUUUAACAGCUGCUUUCGACAAUAUGGAAUAACCUUAAUCUCUUUAUAUAUGCAUUGUGGUUUACAGAGAAACUGUAUAGAUGAUCACACCAGGAUUUUGAAUGUUUUCAUCUUAUGUAUCAUAGUUUCAAUCUAGAAAUAAACUGCUUUCAACUAGUUAGUGCAUUUUAGCGUCCUCUUUUGUAGAGUUUCAUUGCUCCCAAAAUCUACCGUCUAUGUUGGACCUACUUUCUCAUGAUAUCCAGAUCUAGGCCUGUAAACGUCAUGUGACAAUGGUUAGCAAACAUCUCCAGUGCCAAGUUUAGCCAUCACUGGUAUAAUGCUUCCCAGAGCUUCAUUACAAUGUUUGCUUUGGAAACACAUAACAUUAGACACUGACUGCUAGGUCGCAGUGGUGAUCCAAAGCAGAAACAUUUUUUGCAUGUAUUAAAAUACCAAUGAAUUAAGUAAUCACCGAUUUUUUUCAAAGUUAAAUUUAAUGGAUAACUGUCACUCCCAAUAGAAGUGACAGUUCUUUAUCCCUCCAACCCAGUAAACGCUAUUUCAGGGUUUAUUCGAGUGAGCAAAGCAGCAGAGGUAAAUGAGAAACUAAUCUCCUAUGCAUUUCCCUUAUUCCCUCAACCUUGUCAGAGAUAUCUUAUACGCGAACGCACAGUAAACAUUUCCCCAGUACUGUGCAUUAGAGACUUAUAUAUAAGUUUUCAGCAAAAUUGUAAUUUGUUUAAAUAUAGGCCGAUUGGGGUGUCGUCCGAAUAUUACACGUUCCAAUGUGCCAUAUUGAUGUAUAACCAAACAAAUACCUAGUGUGGUGGAGGAACAUUUUUGCUUGAUUUUUAAUUUAAGGUUCUGUUCAUGGCGUCAAAAAAGCGAUGAUUUAUAGGAAAGAAAGAUGAUUGGUUAGGAGCCAGGCACUAAAUGUUGGUUUUAUUCACAGAUCAAGUAGGACGUGACCUACAGAGGAGCAGUAAAAAGUGUUUAAUAAAAAUAUAUAAAUAUCAAUGUAUUUUCUUUUUACUACUUCUUCUCUUUUCCUUUUAUUGGUAACUUUUUCAAAUUGUUUUGCCAAAUAUUUUUUAUAGACAGACUAGCAUGGAUAACUAUGGGACUAUCAGAACAAAAUUGUAUUUUCUGUAAGAAUGUUAAAUAACCAACUUUAGUUAGCCAUUAUGUUCUACUAUGAUUGGGGAAGUGACAGUUCCUCUUUAAAAAUAAUUCACUAAAAAUAUAGUCAAAACCCAAUAUUCGAGUUAAGAUUGACCCCACUUCGGAUCUUUUUUGUCUAGCGGUCAAGUGUAGCAAUGUAUACGUUAUAUACCUUAUAUACAAUGUUGAUCUUAUAUAUGUAGGUAAGGUUUAUUAACAGAAUAGCAAGCUGUAGUUUAGUCAGGGGAUUGCUUUCAAAAUCGAAGGGUUGGAAGAACAAUGGUUUCUUUAGCAAUUCAUUUUUCCAUCAGCACAAUUUGCUUUGUACGAUUAUAAAUUGCAACUCUUAAAUGUAGCUGCUUCCCUUGGAAUGUGUUGGGACUGGAUAUUGGUCGAUAUUUUCAGUUUUUAAUAUUGGAAAUUCUGUGCAUAAUAUAUCAAAUAUUUUGUAGAUAAUGAGCUACUGGAAUAUUGAAUAAGGUAAUUAUUAUUAUACUAAACAAUACGCUAGUUAUGAUUUACAUCAGCAGUCUCUAUACAUAUGGUUAUGGAGCUCUUUAAAUAUUUGUACAUGACCCUUAAAGAUGUUUUUAAUUUAUUUUAAUAAUUAAGGUCCAAAGUAGAGAAAAAGCAAAAUAUAUUGGGGUGUUCAGAACUAGUAUGCGAUUAUUAUUAUUUUACUAUUUCUAUUUAAUAAACACAUAUUGGGAUAUUUCACUGUUUUUGCUUCUUUAAAAAAAAUCAGUUUCAAGCUUCUGGAUAGUCCAGCAACACAAUGGAUUCAUAUCUUGCAUUCGAGUAACUGUUUCUGUGUUUUGGAGUCUGUGUCUACAUUUACCUUCUGCUUUUGUUUUGCAGAUUUUCUUUUUCUUGUGUGAAAGAAAAGAGAUGCAGGUCGCAAUUCGGCAUGAACCUCACCUCAAAAGCCAAAUGAAAAAGAAGUUACAGAGAAUGUGGAUAGGGUGCCCUCUAGUGUAUUCAGCUUAAACUUCACCACGAAAGAGGAACUGUCUUGUCUACUCGUAAACAUGACUGCAAACACAUUUUCUACAAAAGUGAACUUACAAGUACACAGGAAAUGCGACCACAUUAUAGAGCUUCACUACAAUUAUACAGGAAAAUACCAGAAAAAAGAUGAUCAAAUGGACACAACCACCAUGCUGUUUCUUAUCAUUUGCAGUUUUAUCAUACUUGAGAACUUGAUGGUACUGAUUGCUAUAUGGAAAAACAACAGGUUCCACAACAGGAUGUACUUUUUUAUAGGCAACCUUGCACUAUGUGACUUAUUAGCUGGCGUGGCAUACAUUGCAAACAUUCUCAUGUCUGGAAGCUAUACCUGCAACAUCUCAUUGACCGCCUGGUUUGUCAGAGAGGGUAGCAUGUUCAUUGCACUUGGAGCAUCUACAUUUAGCCUUUUGGCCAUUGCUAUUGAAAGGCACUUGACAAUGAUCAAAAUGAGGCCUUAUGAUGCCAACAAAAAACAUAGAGUAUUUUUGCUGAUAGGAACAUGUUGGCUUAUCGCCUUUUCACUUGGUGCCCUGCCAAUCCUUGGUUGGAACUGCAUUGGAAACCUCAAGGAUUGCUCUACCAUAUUGCCUUUAUACUCCAGGCAAUAUGUUGGAUUUUGUAUCAGCAUCUUCAUAGUGAUUCUGUUCGCAAUAGUCAUUCUCUAUGCCCGCAUCUAUAUUCUGGUAAAAUCUAGCAGCCGCAGAGUCACUAACCAUAGUACUUCAGAGAGGUCCAUGGCACUAUUAAGGACUGUUGUCAUUGUGGUUGGUGUUUUUAUAGCCUGCUGGUCUCCCAUCUUUAUUCUUUUCUUGAUCGACGUUGCCUGUGAGGCUAACAUUUGUACGGUUCUGUACAAGGUAAAGUGGUUCAUUGCCCUUGCUGUUCUUAAUUCUGCAAUGAAUCCUAUCAUCUACACUUUGGCAAGCAAGGAGAUGCGCCGAGCUUUCUUCCGUCUUGUUUGUGUCUGCUUCGCCAAGACUAAGAAAUCAAGGUCUCUACCAAUACAGCCAACACUAGAUCACAGCAGAAGUAAGUCAAGUAGCAACAGCAAUUCACCAAAGCACAAAGGUUUGAUACAAAAUAAUUUUCAUAGUAAAGAAGAUAAAAGUGAAACCUCAUUACAAAAUGGAACCUGCAGCAAAUGACAUUGAACCUUCAAUGGACUCCUCUUUUAAAUGGAUUUUUAAGAGCGAGGAACUAUUAAAACUGUUACAAACUUUUUGGCACUUAAAUUAUAAUUGUUGAGUCAAUAGCACGAUAAAUUGUAUUUGCAUAUUUAAUGCAUGUUUCUGAAAAAAAAAAACAUGGGAAGUACCAUGAUUCAGAACAUACUAUACUAUAAACCUUGUUACAAUAGAUUUUCAUAUCUUUCAAAUUAAAUAAAAAAUUUUAGAAGUACAUACAAAAAAAGUUUAGUAUUUUCUGAGUAUUAUGAGGAUCUGCUCCUUAAAACUGUGGGUAUAUAAAGCUUGUUACUGUAUACCCCAUAAUUAUUUGCUAGAUGGAUGGUUUUGAAUUUUAACUGCAGAAUUAUGUGCAGUGAUGGCACGCUCAUGAAUUAGACCUAUCCUUUGAUUCAAAUAGAAAUUCUAACCCCUGAAACUCCAGCUCAGGAAAAUGGACAGUAUUUAAUGAAAGAGGCAUAGUUACUAAAUUGGAAAGUUUGAAGUAUUGACAAAGGAAUUACAACAUUUAGACAAAAUAACCAAGAUGCCUAUUCAGCUAUUUUGGCUAAUAGUUCUUUUAUAAUCCCCUUCUAGUUCAAGGAAUACACACUUCUUUAGUUUUGCAGGAAUAAAUAAUACUAACUCCCCUUUCCAUCUGGCAAGGUAGUAUUAAACAUAUACUCUAUUUACUAAUAAUCUGCAGAAAUUCUAGUGAGCUAAUUUCCCAUUCUCCAUUGCUAUCACAAAAGAAAAACCUCGGUUUUGAGUGAUGUCAUGUGUAUUCUUUUUUCCACAUUGGAAAAUCAAGCUUAUAGCUACAAUUGUUGUAUUUAAAAAUAUGUUUCAUUUUCAGGUGUCAGAUUUGUGCAUCUAUGAGGCAUUAUGAACUGAAAUCAGAUAUAAGGCCUACGAUACUACAUAUGUAACAUUUCUGUUAGCAUAAUAUUCUAUGAAAUUUAUCCCAAUAAGAAAUACUUUAUAAGUAAGUAAAUAUCAAAUUAAAAAUAAUGCUAUUGGGACUAUAUGGUAGAUCAGUGUUUACUAAUGCCCAGUCCUCAAGACACAACAAUUUAUAUACAAUUCCCAAAUCUAUUCUAAUGUCAUACUGACAAAAUCUGGACUAUUGGAGUGCCUUGAUGACUAAAUUGUGACUCAUUGCCUUAUUUCACAAUACAUAUUUGUUUCCUGAUCUGUUACAUUUUGAUUGGAUUUUGUAUUAUUAUGUUACAUACUACCUAACAAGCACAUAUGUCGUUGAUUCAGUAAACUGACAAGGGAAUUGACAAGGUUUAAUGUAAAUGUUGGCCAACAGAGACAAUAUUGAAAAGAAUGAUAAUUUUUACCACAAAUUUCCAAAUCACACAAAGUCUUUACAAUUCCCUGUUUACUAUACAUUUCAGAAAUACAACCAACUAUGUAUUUCUGAGAUGUAUUUCAAGACAUAUUUGCUUAACUAUAAAGAUAGAUAAAAUAUGGUUGGGAGUACCGUAAGCUACAAUGAUUGUUAAUAAAUAUUAGCAAAAAAUGUAUUUGUCAUCUGGUGAGAUCAAAUUUGAAAUUUCCAGUAUUAUCUAGACGUGUAUUAUUUAAAUAAUCCCAUUUAGAUGUUGAUUUCAAUUUGUUUAAUUUUAAACUUUAUAUGUGCACCUCCAAAAUUCAAAUAUUCCCUAGCUUUCUAAUUUUAUUUGUAUACUUAAAGCAUAUUAAUUUACAGUUCAUAACAAUAUUGAUAGUUAAUUGUGGGCAAAACAAACUGUUUUGUCUAUUAACAAUUUAAGAAUACUGAUAUUUAAAGGAACACUAUAGUCACCUAAAUUACUUUAGCUAAAUAAAGCAGUUUUAGUGUAUAGAUCAUUCCCCUGCAAUUUUACUGCUCAAUUCACUGUCAUUUAGAAGUUAAAUCACUUUGUUUCUGUUUAUGCAGCCCUAGCCACACCUCCCCUGGCUAUGGUUGACAGAGCCUGCAUGAAAAAUAAAUUGGUUUCACUUUCAAACAGAUGUAAUUUACCUUAAAUAAUUGUAUCUCAAUCUCUAAAUUGAACUUUAAUCACAUACAGGAGGCUCUUGCAGGGUCUAGCAAGCUAUUAACAUAGCAGGGGACAAGAAAAUCUUAAUUAAACAGAACUUGCAAUAAAGAAAGCCUAAAUAGGGCUCUUGUUACAGGAAGUGUUUAUGGAAGGCUGUGCAAGUCACAUGCAGGGAGGUGUGACUAGGGAUCAUAAACAAAGGGAUUUAACUCAUAAAUGGCAGAGGAUUGAGCAGUGAGGCUGCAGGGGCAUGUUCUAUACACCAAAACUGCUUCAUUAAGCUAAAGUUGUUCAGGUGACUAUAGUGUCCCUUUAAAUAUUUUACAUUAAACAACACUCAUGGCAUAUUUUCUAAUUAUACCUUAAUUAAUCAUUUAUUUUAUUUUUUAUUAAUAUAUGUAAUUUGUGGUUUCAUAAUCUUCAGCUGUUUCAUAGCGUCCUCUUAUAAAAGUGCUUAAUACAACAUGCUUAUUUUCUAAAAUACUUUACUGUUUAUGCGUUUUAUGUUUUAUUUCAUCAUUACACACUUUUUCACAGCUAGAUUGAAACAUGUGAAUGCCAUAGUAAAAAUUGAUACUCAAAACUUAGAAAGUAGCUUAUGUGAUAUACUGGCAAUAUUUUUGUUAUUUAUAUAGAUAUAUGUAUGUUUUGUGUAUAUACAUAUAUAUGUUAAAUUGUAGUUUUCUCUCAUAUAAAUUGUUUUCUUAAUGUAAC